AUGAGGCCAACUACUCCAGGGAAUCUCCAUCCCCGAUUAACUAUACUUACAUCAUUUUGCAACAAUUCUCAAAAUGAGGGCGGCUUCACUGCUGUCACAGUAGACAACGAUGGUGGCCGUACCAUAGCCAAUGCUAUCUUCAGUGGUCCAGGACUAUCGGUGGUAAACUGGGACAGGACUACCAUAGCGGGUUCCGUCGGAACCUUUACCGAUGAUCCCUUCGGUAUCGGAGAUAAUGCUACCCUAACUACAGGUCCAGCAUCUGGAGCCUUGCCUGUAGGAGACGGCAGUAUUGAUAACCAGGGGGGAGCGUCACAAGACUACUGCAGUGCCGGUAGCAAAGAUGCUUCUGUUAUAUAUGCCGGUCUCCUUCUCGACGCUGGGUACAAUGGGCUUCGCAUUGAGUUCGUCUUUGCUACCAAUAAGCCUGUUGGUAUCAGCAUCUUCUCCUUUACCAACGGGCUCGAGCAAAUUGCAAGGUUCAACGGUUAA
This is a messenger RNA of Fusarium poae, 492 nucleotides long. RefSeq lists its product as uncharacterized. Lineage: Eukaryota; Fungi; Ascomycota; Sordariomycetes; Hypocreales; Nectriaceae. The transcript is spliced from 3 exons. The record is from RefSeq and is a predicted model, not a curated record. The coding region runs from base 1 to 492 and encodes 163 amino acids.